GGUUCCAGAACUGCCAACUGCCUGGCCCAGGUCAGCUGCCUCCACACAUGGGGAACAGCCACUGCGUUCCUCAGGCCCCGAGGAGGCUGCGGGCCUCCUUCUCCAGAAAGCCCUCACUGAAGGGAAAUAGAGAGGACAGCGCGAGGAAGCUGGCCAGCCUGUUUGGUACUGAAGCUAGUCCCGACGGGGACGCGGCAACAGACAAGAUCUUCCAUUACAUCCCUGGGACGGACAUUACAGUCUUGGAGAAUCAGCCUGAAAACCUGGAACAGCCAUUCCUGAGCGUAUUCAAGAAGGGGCGGCGGCGGACACCUGUGAGGAACCUGGGCAAAGUUGUACACUAUGCCAAGGUUCAGUUGCGGUUCCAGCACACCCAGGACAUCAGUGACUGCUACCUGGAACUGUUCCCUUCCCACCUCUACUUCCAAGCCCAUGGUUCUGAAGGACUCACACUCCAGGGGCUGUUACCACUAACAGAGUUGAGCAUCUGCCCACUGGAGGGGUCCAGAGAGUAUGCCUUCCAGAUCACAGGUAUGUGGAUGGGUCUCCUACCCCAAACCUGGGGUCUGUGUGAAACCCUUGGAAAGGGGACUUUCCUCCAAGCUCAGCCCCUCCAGCCCACUCAGCUCCUCCACCCCUCAGGCCCGCUGCCUGCUCCCCUCCUCGUUCUCUGCCACAGUGAGGCCGAGCUCAACCGUUGGCUCUACCACCUGGAGAAACAGAUGGCCCUUGUUGGGGGACUACGGCGUUGCCACUCUGCACCCCCUCAGGGAUCCACUGGGGAUGAGCUCCUCUGGAGUCUGCAGCGCAGACUGACCCAGCUGCAGAGGGCAUCAGGGCAGGAAUCAGUGGGUAGCGCCAUCUGUGCAUCAAGGGUCAAGCUGCAACACCUUCCCUCCCAGGAACAGUGGGAUCGACUCCUGGUCCUAUACCCUGGAUCUCUGGCCAUUUUCUCUGAGGAGCCAGAUGGGCUAGGCUUUAAGGGUGAGCUGCCACUGAGUGCCAUCCACAUCAACCUGGAGGAAAAGGAGAAACAGAUCCGCUCCUUCCUGAUUGAAGGCCGCCUCAUCAACACCAUCCGUGUGGUGUGUGCCAGCUACGAGGACUACAGCCAUUGGUUACUCUGCCUCCGCACAGUCUGCCACAAGGACGGGCACCCCCUGCUGCCUGGGCCCUCCCUGAUGGCCGGCCCUCCGAGCUCCCCAGGGCUUCAGGGGCCCACACAAAUCAGUUGGGAUUCAGGGUGCCCAGUGUCCUCUUCCUAUACCAGCUGCUCCCUGCCCGAGUCCUUAAAAACAUCCUGUACAGGCUGCCCUGCCCAGCUUGCACCUGACCUGGCCAACUCUGACUGUGCCAACAUUGGCCAACGGAGGACAGAGCUGAGGCGUAGCAGCAGCAGCCGAUCACCCAGAAGCAGAGGGGAAGUGCGUAGCAGGGCCACUCCACAGCCCUUGCGCCUAGACCUGACCAAGGUCAAAGGACCAGACUUGGAAAACAACCCAGAAGCUCCAGACCACUCUUUGGACAUACCACACUCCCCGCUCUAUGCUGAUCCCUACACACCACCUGCCACCUCCCAUCGCAAGAUCACAGACGUUCAAGGCCUGGAUGAGUUUCUCAGUGCUAUGCGAACUUCGCCCGGACCAGAGCCAUCUAGCCUGUUCUCUUCAGUGCCUGUCUCUGACUCUAGCUCCAGACUCUCCAGCACCCCUGGUCUCCUGGACCCCUAUUUGCUUUCCAACAAAAGAGUGCCACAGUCUCGUGCCUCUCAGAGACAACGAGGCUCUGUCAAAGGCCAGGGGUCACGUCCCCCAGACUCUCCACAGCUUGUGAUUAACAGCCCCCACCUGGUUACCUCUGCAAGGGAAGAUUCACCCAGUCCCCUACAACUUCCUCCAGAUAGAGAGUCCCUGCUCUGGGAGAAGGCUUCAUCUCCCUCCCACCAGAAGUGGCCACAACUUAGGAGGCCUGAGGCAGAGCGGGGGCUCAUCCAGUGGAUUUGAUGGCCCGUAGGCAACCUGCUCUUCAGAACCACCUAUCAGUGCCAACCUGGAGGGGUAUCUGCAGCCAUCCUGCUCCUCUGACCCACUUCAGAUCCAAGUUAAUCUGACUUCAGCAGAUCAAGGGCUUCCUCAGAACUCUGAGAGUGGCAGCAGUGCCUGGGUUCUGUGCCCCUCUGCCUCACCAGCAACUGCAAAGGCCAGAAGAAGCACCUCAUCCUAGUGAUAUCAUAGUCAGCAUCAAUGACAGCUCAGGAAGAGACAUUGAGGAGGCCUGGACACCUACAAGAGCCGUACCUAAGCUCCGUCCUCUGGGAAGGGAGGGAGAGAGGACUGGUGGUGGGCUUUACUUGGAAGUGGGAUGGUAACAUGAAUAUGGGGUUAAGAAAGUCAGAUUGUCAGUAUAUGAGAUCAGAGGGCAUGAGGGUAAAAGGUCCAAUAGGGUCAGAGGUUGUCAAGAGCAGAUGUGGGGGCUGGGAACAUGGCCUAG
Messenger RNA from Perognathus longimembris pacificus (Pacific pocket mouse), 2490 nucleotides. RefSeq names its product pleckstrin homology domain containing N1 (gene Plekhn1). The coding region runs from base 48 to 2003 and encodes 651 amino acids. Gene Ontology annotation, molecular function: cardiolipin binding; phosphatidylserine binding; phosphatidic acid binding. NCBI's taxonomy places the organism in Eukaryota, Metazoa, Chordata, Mammalia, Rodentia, Heteromyidae. Gene Ontology annotation, cellular component: cytoskeleton; mitochondrial membrane. The transcript is spliced from 15 exons. Gene Ontology annotation, biological process: positive regulation of apoptotic process; 3'-UTR-mediated mRNA destabilization; response to hypoxia. The record is from RefSeq and is a predicted model, not a curated record.